UCUUUGGAGGGGGCGGUUGCCAAUUUUGUUUACACGCCUGCGCAGUUCAAUGUUGUGAUUUUAACUGCAGCAACAUGUCUGCCUCCAUGGUGCGGGCGACCGUCCGGGCGGUCAGCAAAAGAAAGAUCCUGCCUACAAGAGCUGCACUGACUCUGACUCCAUCGGCUGUAAACAAGAUCAGGUUAUUGUUGCAGGACAAGCCGGAAUAUAUCGGUUUGAAGGUCGGCGUGAGGACACGUGGCUGUAAUGGACUGACUUACACACUGGACUACACCAAGGAGAGAGACAAAUCUGAUGAGGAGGUGCUGCAGGAUGGUGUGAGGGUGUUCAUCGCGAAGAAGGCUCAGCUGACCCUUCUUGGAACUGAGAUGGACUUUGUGGAGUCAAAGCUGUCCAGUGAAUUUGUAUUCAACAAUCCCAACAUCAAGGGAACAUGUGGCUGUGGAGAAAGCUUCAACAUGUGAGCAUCUGGGAGCCUCUGUCCCUUCCCUGCACCCCUUACUGCUCCAAACCCUGUCCCACCCACAAAGACUGAGAAACUUGAGGAAGUCGGAGUUUAGAAAAUCUCUUGAGAUGUGGACGUGCCUGUGCUCCUACCACUGCUUUUCCUGCAGACUACUCAGACCAUAUACGCACACUCUUGAAGCCCAAGUAUGUUCACGCUUAGAGGAAGGCUUUUAAUGCGGUCGUAGUCAAAAGCAUCUCAUCAUAUUGAUUUUAGGUUCAGAUACCUCUGAUGAUGAUGUUGUUGUUUUUUUUUAAUUCAGUGACUGGCUGCCAUCUUACACAUAUACGCACAAUAUUUUCAGUCUGAUUACACCACGACUUGGUACAACAUGACGAUGAACACGCUCACUGAAGCUGAGAGUUGAUCAGGGUAAGUUGGUAAAGCUGUGGCUGAAGCAGUUAUCAAUAUAUCCACUAAAGUCCAUAUACAUCAAGGUUGACAUCAGCGGUUUGAUAAACACUGUAACAGUGUGUAUUCAUCCAGUGUCAUGUACCAGUAGUAUGCGAGUGGAAGAGUGUUAAGAAACUGCUUUAUUAGUUUGUAUAAGUAUAUAUUUAUCUCUGUGUGUAAAUAUGAAGAAUGUAAAUCUCCCUUGAAUUACACAAACGCACAAAGAAAAAACAUGCACCAUUCAUGUAUCCCUCACAUUAGAGUACAUGGAGGUUUAUGUUGGAACUUUUUUUUUUUUUUGCUUGAUAAAAGCCGGAACUUUGUAUAGACUGUGUGCUCUUAAGAUUUGUAACCUGUGCAAUAUGUCUGUGUACAUAUGAAAUAAUAAAUGGCUAAAUCCAG
Molecule: messenger RNA, 1300 nt
Organism: Larimichthys crocea (large yellow croaker)
Lineage: Eukaryota; Metazoa; Chordata; Actinopteri; Sciaenidae
Gene: isca1
Product: iron-sulfur cluster assembly 1
Exons: 4
Coding region: 75-464 (129 amino acids)
Biological process (GO): iron-sulfur cluster assembly
Cellular component (GO): mitochondrion; cytoplasm
Molecular function (GO): 2 iron, 2 sulfur cluster binding
Source: RefSeq, a predicted model, not a curated record